Molecule: messenger RNA, 909 nt
Organism: Adineta ricciae
Lineage: Eukaryota; Metazoa; Rotifera; Eurotatoria; Adinetida; Adinetidae
Source: the annotation of a GenBank genome assembly
AUGCUUCCUGAACUUUUUUACAUUAUCAAUUUUUCUAUUUCAAUUUCGGCUGCGAUCAUUGCGUUAACGACUGCUUUCCUAAUUCUAAUCACCGUCAUUUGUAUUCGUUCCUGCCGUACAAUUCCCAAUCUUCUCAUUUGUAACACAUCAGUAGCAACAAUACUCUACUAUUUACUCAAUCUCGUCUCGAUUUUCUAUGCACUUCAAAACGAUUGGGAACAGCAUCAACCUGGUUGCGUUUUUCGUGCGUAUAGUUACACUGCUCUAUGUGCUGCUCUUUGUUAUUCAUAUUCGAUCCACGCCAUAAGUCGUCUACUCUUCACUGUUUUCUACACACAUAAAUCUCUUCAAACAUGGUUUAUUCAUUGGAUGAUGAUUAUCAUCAGUUGGUCAAUUAGCAUUCUCACACCAACGAUACCAUUAUUUUUCCAGCAUGGAUAUCAAUUAGAAAACGAGUCUCGUAUUUGCUUGCCGACAGUGAAAAUCUUCUCGACUGCGAUAUGUUCAGUACUGAUUGCUUUUAUUAUUCCUCUGAAUAUCGUAGCAAGUGUCUAUAGUAGUAUCUUCUUUUAUGCAUGGAAGUCAACAUAUCGAAUUCGAAGUUUGAAUUCUCAUGCAACGAAUCUGAUGAUUUCAAGUCACACUCGAUUACUUAAAGUGAAACGUGAAAUAAAACUAAUGCAGAAGAUUCUAGUGCUAAUCUGUCUUGUUCUUUUCGGUGGUACACCUUAUUUCAUUCUCGUUUUAUGGCAUGUUUUGUUGGAAGAAUCUCCACCGGAACCAUUCUAUUUAUUAAGCACGAAUUGUAUAGCCAUUUUUAUAUCACUAAAAAUGAUCACGUUAUUUUGUAUGUGCAAACAAAUAAAAACGAAUGUGUUGCAUUAUCUAUUAAAAUUGCAACGAUAUUAA